Messenger RNA from Amphibalanus amphitrite, 1789 nucleotides. RefSeq names its product E3 ubiquitin-protein ligase rnf146-like. Gene Ontology annotation, biological process: Wnt signaling pathway; ubiquitin-dependent protein catabolic process. Lineage: Eukaryota; Metazoa; Arthropoda; Thecostraca; Balanomorpha; Balanidae. Gene Ontology annotation, molecular function: poly-ADP-D-ribose binding; zinc ion binding; ubiquitin protein ligase activity. Gene Ontology annotation, cellular component: nucleus; cytoplasm. Bases 63 to 1154 code for a protein of 363 amino acids. The record is from RefSeq and is a predicted model, not a curated record. The transcript has 6 exons.
UUAAUAAUCCAUGUUUCUAUGGUGCAUUUUAUUCCCACACUUUUUCCCAGUUCCACACACUGAUGUUCCUAAAUUUUGAAUGUAAAAGUAAAGCACGACAUAAUUGUCAAGACAUGGAAGAUCAUUCAGAGUCUACCCAUGCUUUAAGCUCAGAUGACAACCUAGCAGCUGGUGGUGGCUUGAGCAGUCAUUCUACCCAAGAUACCUCAGUGUCUGAAGAGCAUCCUCAAACUGGCUCAUCAUUGUUUGGAGCCGUGGACACUGACAAUGCUCAGGGCAGCCCUGGCUCUCCGAGAACCAGGCCAGUCACUGGCGCUGGGCGGAGUCGACAUGGCGUGGUACGUGCCCAGCGUCGCCGAGAAUCGCCUCCGCCGCCGCCGCCUCCCCCUGAGUUUGGCGACGGUCCCGUGGUGGGCCAGCCAGCCGCGAGGGUCCCGACGCCGCCAACUGCUGCGGCGGCCACGGCCACAACGAUGCAAUCACAUACUGAAACCCCUUCAUCGCUAAGCCCAACGUCUUGCCGUACAAGCCCGCGGAACAACGAUGAAACAUCAAACCGAAAGGGGCUGGAAGGCCGCCCCGACUGCGCCAUCUGCCUCCAGACCUGCGUCCACCCGGUGCAGCUGCCCUGUCAGCACGUCUUCUGCUUCCUCUGCGCCAAGGGCGCCAUCAAAAACUCACGAAGGUGCGCCAUGUGCCGGUCGGAGGUGCCGGCCGACUACCUGGACAACCCACUGCUGCUGGACACGGAGCAGCUCCAGCUCGAGAUGGCGCUCACCGACGGCUACCAGUGGUUCUACGAGGGACGCAACGGCUGGUGGAAGUACGACGAGCGGACGGCGGCCGACCUGGAGGCGGCCUUCACGGGCGGCGAGAAGCGCGCCGAGCUGCUCGUGGCCGGGUACCGGUACGUGGUCGACUUCGAGACGAUGCUGCAGCUGCGCCGCUCGGACCCGGCGCGACGGCGGCGCGUCAAACGCGACCUCGCCUCGGCCGCCAAAAAGGGCGUGGCGGGGAUCCGGGCGGAGGGCGCCGCUGCGGCCGAGACGGAGACCGGUCUGGAGGGCGCGCUGCAGGCGGUGGCGCUGGCGGCGCCGGCGGCCGGCGGCGACGACCAGCGGCCGGCGGACCGAGACGGCAGCACGAGGCUGUAGCGGCCGGCGCAGAGGAUACCGGAUAUUCCUGGCAGACUGCUCGGACAGGGUUCUGCCCCGGGCCCAGGUCCGCGAGACAUGGACCCUUGUGGGGACAGCACGGUGAGCCCAGCCCGGAUGACGCACUCCAUGUGGUCACUGGCCGGGCGAGACACUCCGGAGGCUCCAAAGCACCUUCUUCUAAUGGAUAAGUCUCUGAACUCUCGGAGAAGGCAGACCGGAUAAAGCACUCCACAAAGAGCUCCUCAACCCAAGGAGUGGAGUAGGUGGUGGCUUGCGCUUGUUCACCGUUUACUUCGUCUCAGCACAGGCAGUGACGCAGCCUGCCUUGGUUUUAGAGGCGGGUAAUCGGUAUGGAGACUUCAGCAUUGUUACGCCGGAUAAUCAUGAGCAGCCACCGAAGUGAUUGGAGGCUGGACGUGAUGCUUCUAUGAAUGCUUGCCUCGGAAUGGAGGAUACUAUCCAAUCGUGCGUGCAUUGUAGAGUGGAAAGAUCUGAUGAAAUGACGCUCUGCGGCCCGGAUGGUCCGGCUCGCAGCCCAGUGCUGUUUGUGUGGCUUUAACUCAGAUGUGUUUAUUGAGCAUACUCUUUACGCGGUGUGCUCUUGUGACUAUGAAAUAUAUAUUGAUUGCUGA